Molecule: messenger RNA, 243 nt
Organism: Colletotrichum paranaense
Lineage: Eukaryota; Fungi; Ascomycota; Sordariomycetes; Glomerellales; Glomerellaceae
Exons: 1
Source: RefSeq, a predicted model, not a curated record
GUGCAUCGCCUCAUCCGCGUGCCUACGGCCAUCCCGUUGCCUAAACUCGUCAAUCACGUCUUCUAUGGUAUCACAGUGACUACUCCCAUUGAGGCAUGGGGUUAUGGGCAAUUUGGAGCUGGUUUCGUGCCACCAGCGCCAAUAAUUCAAUCCAGUGCAAGAGACGCGAUGGAAGCUAUUCGCAUUUUGCCAGCGCUUCCAGCCAAAAGCGGGAUACCAUCGCUGCACACUAGUGAAAGAUAA